ACCGAGUUCAGCAAUCGAAGAGACAAGAGCGCGAAAAAGUUUUACGAACGAAAUAGUUCUAGUUGAGAAAAUCUGUGCCGUUGUGUUGAAACAGGAUCAACAUGUAUAAUCAAAGCUACAACAACACGUACGGAGUUGGUGCCGGAUUCUAUGGUCAGGAGUACCAUCAGCAGUACUACUAUCAGCAACAUCAUCAGCAGCAGCAGCAGCAGCAAAAGCAACAAAUGCUGGCCGGUGUGAUGAGCUACUAUCCUGCUCCGGAAUCGAUGGCGAUGGUAUUCAAUCAAUACCAACAGGGGCCGAUGCAAUCGAUGCACCCACAGCAGGCAGCUUAUCAAUAUCAGCAGCAGCAGCAGCAGCAUCAGCUGGACUACCAGAUGACACCAGCUCUUUACUUGCUCAACCAACAAGCGGAACUAUUGCAGCGAUCACUCAGCAAACCCGCCAGCAGCUCGUCGUCGAAAUCGAAACGAUCAAACACGUCCGGCAACGGUGGUAAAGUGUCCCGUAAGGUACGCGGUCCGUACCAAAACAAAACACUAUCACCCACGCCAUCGCCAGCUGCCCACAAGAUCACACCCGAAACGGACCGGCUCUCGGUCUCAUCCGAUCUGUCCUGUUCCGUGGCCCAGCAGCUAAGCAUGACACCGCCGCCAACUAUGGUUGAACCGCACAACGCUGUUAACGCAGCAACCCAGCAGCAGACAAAAAAGCAGAAGCGCAAAAGUGACUCGUUUUUGGAAUAUGAGCGACAGGCUACGGUCAAGCAAGCCAAGUUCGAUCACAGCCAGGAAUCCGCCGCUACCGCCACAACCACCACCAUCACCACCGGCACACUCAGUCCGGUGGUUCCGACGGUCAGCCCGAAACAAGUCACCUCCAUCUUCCGUAACGUCGCAUUGAUGGCAGAGAGCUCAUGCAACCGCCACUGAUGGCAGUUAGGAGCGGCCUACGUCCUCAUGUGGCCCAAGGCAUUCCCGAGAUCCCACGGAAUGAAACAGUCGGGAGUUAGUUCCUUAACAAAACGGUGCAGUCUGUGAUGCAAGCUAACACUAGAAAUAAGUCUUUUUUAAACAAAAUAAAACGAAAAACGGCAACAUUUGCUGAAAGUUA
Anopheles aquasalis is the source of this 1113-nucleotide messenger RNA. Its product is annotated as G-box-binding factor-like. Lineage: Eukaryota; Metazoa; Arthropoda; Insecta; Diptera; Culicidae. The record is from RefSeq and is a predicted model, not a curated record.